AUGAGCGAUGCAAGCAGAGCCAGCCACGACCCAGGCGGUGGUGGCGGCGCUCAAAGCUACAGAGCCUCCAACGACAAGACUCAUCCCUCCGAGUUUCUCGAGUUUGUCACGGUCCCCGGACAGGCAGGUUCAUGCCGGCUGGAACCUUUGAAGGUACAGAAUGGGCGGGACGCUCCCAAAUCUCCAGCGGAGGACCGAAUCCACCUUACUCAGUCCAAUGAUGAUCUGUUUCAUGGCCUCUCCGCGGCGAUUCCUGGUCUGCGCCGCCUGUCAGUCGAUGCUCGAGCUGCCACGAAAGCCGAACAUGCCAUGACGUUCUUAAGGGGCUGUCGCUUGUAUCCAAAGGCUAUCGCGUGGUCGCUGCUCCUAAGCAUGACUAUCGUGAUGGAAGGCUAUGACUUGACCCUCGUCAACUCCUUCUUUGCCUUCCCGGUCUUUAGGCGAUCGUAUGGCGAGCUACUGAACCCCCAUGCUCCGCCAAGCCAACGGGAUUAUCAGAUAUCACCAGCAUGGCAAUCUGGUCUUACCAAUGCAGCUGUUGCGGGCGAAAUUCUGGGCUUGAUGUUUAACGGCUUUUUCACCGAUCGGUUUGGUUAUCACAAGACCAUGGUCGGCACUCUGAUAUGGAUGGCUCUGUUCGUGUUUCUUGCCUUCUUUGCUGUCGAUAUCAAGAUGCUCCUUGCGGCCCAGGUUCUUUGCGGUCUGCCCUGGGGGUGCUUCCAAACUCUUUCGACCACGUACGCAGCGGAGGUGAUGCCAGUGGCUCUCCGAGCCUACCUUACGUCAAAUGUCAAUAUGUGCUGGCUUGUUGGUCAGCUGUGUGGAGUGGCGGUUAUCCGAGGUCUUGUCCACAAUAAUUCUGAAUGGUCGUACCGCAUACCCUUUGGCUUGCAAUGGGCGUUCGCGGUGCCCAUUUUGGCCGGCGUGCUCCUUGCGCCUGAGAGCCCGUGGUGGCUAGUCCGACACGAGAAAGUCAGUGAGGCAAAGAAAUCUCUAUUGAGACUUACAACCAAAGAUUCCGACCCAGACUUUAACGCCGAUGAAACCGUGGCAAUGAUGCAGCAUACCAACGAAGUGGAAAAAUACCUGAACGGCGGCGGGGUGUCAUAUCUGGACUGCUUCAAGGGAACCGACCUUCGACGGACCGAGAUAUGCUGCAUGGUGUGGUGUACUCAAGCCUUGUGUGGUAGCUCGAUGACUGGUUACGCUGCAUAUUUCUACGAACAAGCAGGCUUCGACACUGCCAGCAGCUUCAACCUAGCCGUGGGGAUGUACGGUGGCGCAAUCUGUGCUGGGAUUCUAGCCUGGGUUGGAAUGCGCAAGAUCGGCCGACGCACAUUGUACCUUUGGGGCCUGGCCUUGUCGUUGAUCAUCCUUAUUGUGACAGGCACUGUUGGCACGUUCCCUGAAACCAACGGCACUUCAUGGGCACUGGGGUCCUUGAUCAUCAUCCUGACAUUCGUGUACGACUUCACGGUGGGGCCCGUGUGCUAUGUCCUCGUGGCCGAGAUACCAUCCAGUCGCCUGCGAGUCAAGACGGUGGUGAUUGCCAGAGUGGCUUACAACGUCGUCAGCAUCAUCACCAAUAUCAUCACGCCUCGCAUGCUCAACCCCUCGGCGUGGGACUGGAAGGGAAAAUCGUGCUUUUUCUUCGCCGGCACCACGCUGUUGUGUCUGGUGUGGUGCUGGUUCCGUCUCCCGGAACCGAUGGGACUGACGUACAUGGAGUUGGAUAUCUUGUUUGAGAAGAAGGCCAAGGCCAGCAAGUUCAAGGAGUUCCAGGUCAAUCUGGCGAGUACGGGGUACUUUUCGCUCACGCAGACCAGGUCGGACAGUGUGUGGAGAGGAUACCAAUAG
Cladophialophora psammophila CBS 110553 is the source of this 1857-nucleotide messenger RNA. RefSeq lists its product as uncharacterized. NCBI's taxonomy places the organism in Eukaryota, Fungi, Ascomycota, Eurotiomycetes, Chaetothyriales, Herpotrichiellaceae. Gene Ontology annotation, molecular function: carbohydrate:proton symporter activity. The record is from RefSeq and is a predicted model, not a curated record. The coding region runs from base 1 to 1857 and encodes 618 amino acids. Gene Ontology annotation, cellular component: membrane. Gene Ontology annotation, biological process: carbohydrate transport; transmembrane transport. The transcript is spliced from 2 exons.